GCCGGGCACUCUUCUUUCUGAAGCCUUUUUAGGGUGUCUUUGAACAGGCCUUCAGUCUCAGCCGUGGCCGUGGUACCUGCCAUGGAGCAGAUCUGCGAGUCGAUUUAUGAGCCAACGAGUCUUUGAGAUCCUCCAUACCAGCUCUGCAAUUUUCGAUGACCAAGGAGGAUUUGAGUCCUUUGACUCCGAGCCCCACGGCCAAAGUGCAGGGGAUCAGCCUUCUCGAGUAUCUCUGGCGGUGUUGUUGCUAGCUGGUCUCUAUUUCGACUCCAGUGUGGCAUUGUGGCAGAAUGUGUACAAAGAUGCACAGGUUCGAUUUGAUGGACCAAACUGUGAAGCAGUCCAUGACUGGGUUCUCACUAAUAGACGUGGCUUUCCUUGGGAAGGGGCCAACGCUCCACAUGCGCUACAUGGUGCAGACGGUUGCCCUCCACCGUUGGCCAAGCAGUUGAAGGAGCCCAAAGAGGCCAUAAUGUUCAGACGCCUCGAGCCUAGCAAGGAGGCAGAUGCCGUGGAGAAAGAGGACAGCCAGUGCUCCUGGAAAGCAGUUGUGCACGUGCCGACGGGUCGUCUUAAGUGCAAACCACAGAGCUUUACCAAAGGCUGCGCAUUAUCUUUGCAAGCGACAUGCGGGCUCAUCUUGUACUACAGUUACAACUAUUGGGAGAUGCAUUUGCAAAUAAAUAGGUUGGUGGCGAAUGGCUCAAUUCUUUGUUGUCACCAAGCGAAGGUGUUUUGCCCACCGGGCCGAGGUUUUGAGCUCAUCAAAGAAUGCUUUCAAAUUCGCCGGCUGCUGAAGUUCAGUGUGGUAGGUGCCAUGUUUGGAUGUGGUGCCGUGUUCAGCUUCCUCGCGCAGGAUGCGCUCUCCCCUGGCAGCUAUGCGCUCUAUGCACAGUCAGGUGUGGUCAUCGUUCCGAUCAUGUGGAGAAUCCUGUUCCGGCAGCCGCUGCCAGUUCUAACAUGGGUUCAUAUUUGCAUAAUAACACUUGGCAUUCUUGCCUACCGUAUCUCCGAGAUAGACUUGGAUCACAUGUUUGAUGGAAUUGGGCUGAUGUGGGUUGCGCUCAAAGUCCUCAUGGCUGGCUUGGGCUCUGUGGUGGCAGAGCUGCUGUUAAAGCAAGACACGUCCCUGCCGUUCACUGUGCAAGUGGCAUGCAUAUUGCCAUCGAAAGCCCUGGCCUGCUUGCUUACCAUUUGGCUGAUUCCAGGACCAGAUAUGGAAUGGCCAAACCACUUGCCUGAUAGGCCAGGCGGCUUUUUCCAUGAUUGGUCCAUGUGGACGUGGGUAAUUGUCUUUCACAACUUGGGCGACACCAUUUUGAGUGCAGCCGUGGCAAAACAAUUUGAUUCUGUUGUGAAGGCCAUUUGUGGCGUCGUGGGAAUUAUUUUUCCAACUUGGGUGGUCAGCUACCUAUGUGGCUGGGAAGAUCUAGUUCUCAAGAGCUCUGCAGGCCAGCUAAAAAUGACGGGUGGAGUUGCAGCUUGCAAUCAAAGACCUCAACGCUUCACAGUUGAGAAACACUCAUGAAGCUGGCAUGUUUGCUGCAAAUUGUGAUCAGUCCAAACAAGGCAUGCUGAGUGCAGCCUUGCAAGUGCAUGGCAAUCGGAGUCGCAAGGUAGUAAUUGUGGGUUCCUUCGCCUAUGUUCUUGGCCGUGCGCAGAACAAUGAGCUGCGGAAGUCUCAAGAUGAGGUGGCGAGACUAAGUCAAAGGAGCGGAGUGGUCGAGCUAACGUGAAGCAAGCUGGCAGCCCUCAUGCCACGCAUUUGUGUGAGUACGCCCUCAAUUUGUACAAUUAGACAAAGUAAAGAGGAACAGCUGCGAUUCUUGGCUGAAAAGCCAGGCUGUCCAAUGCAUUUGAAUGUGCUUGAGUGCACUCGAGUUGAUAUUGUUUCCAAAUGAAGCGGAAAACACAAUUCUUUAGAGCAGACGGAGCAUUAUGGAGCUUGGAGCCUUGCAGUUCAUGGUCUUCGGGACUGAGUAGUUCCCACUGUUGGUACUAUCAACGCUGAAAGUUGGGCGACAGCCGAUUUGCAACUAAAAUCGUUUGGGAGAGAGCUGCAGUUUUACUACCUUUCGGCUUGUUUUUGCAGCUCAAGUAUUGACAUAUUGAAGAGUGAAGUGUAUAUCUGUAUAUAUAUAUAAUAUGUUGAGAAUUCUAGGCUGAACCGUCCUCCAACCACCACCGCUGAAAGAACCCUGUUCUUUGUCCUGUUCCACUCAAGUCUCCG
Durusdinium trenchii is the source of this 2230-nucleotide messenger RNA. NCBI's taxonomy places the organism in Eukaryota, Dinophyceae, Suessiales, Symbiodiniaceae. The record is from the annotation of a GenBank genome assembly.